Messenger RNA from Saprolegnia diclina VS20, 1110 nucleotides. RefSeq lists its product as hypothetical. Lineage: Eukaryota; Oomycota; Saprolegniomycetes; Saprolegniales; Saprolegniaceae. Bases 77 to 1054 code for a protein of 325 amino acids. The transcript has 7 exons. The record is from RefSeq and is a predicted model, not a curated record.
CGCAGCUACUAGCGCGCGAGUGUUGCAAAGUGGGCUCAUGGACCCUUGCUUGGCGCAGUAUAUUUAGGCUCGCGGGAUGGCCGACGACAACCUUCUUCGCGAUGCGCUGGACGAGAUCGGCUUUGAGACGAUCUUUGCCGUCUACAGCGCCGGGCGCGAGGCGAUCGCGACCGAGCACCUCUCGACCGUGCUGGCCAAGAUGGGCUACAGCGUCGCGCGACGUGACCUCGAGCGGUACCUCGACGAGCUCGACCCGGACGCGACCGGCGACAUCACCAAGUCGGUCUUUCUUCAGUGGUUUGCACUGCACGCGGACCGGCUCGGCGAAGACGACGACGAGCCAACGACGCGGGACGACGAGCCCGAGCCGCUCUCGGCGAUCCAUAGCGAGAUGCUCGACGCCAAGAUGCAGCGCAAGCGCACCGAGGACGACGUCCAGCUGCUCGCGAACCGCCUCGCGCACCUCCGGAUGGAGGAGAAGAAGGCGCAAAAGAAGAUUGACGAGGCCAACAAGCGCGCGCGCGAGAUCGAGCUCGUCAAGAAGCGCAACGCCGACCACCUGCGCAUGAAGCGCGAGCACAUGGAGCGGCAGCAGUCCAACGUGCGCAGCGCGCUUGUCGAACACUCCAAGACGGCGGUGCUCUCGCAGAAGCGCAAGGAGACGGCGAUCCUCACGCUCACCGAGCAGCGCGCCAAGCAAGCGCAGGACAAGAAGGCGCGCCAGCAGCAGCUGAGCAUGCAGCUGGCCAAAGAGAAGGAGGCCGAGCGCCACCGGCUGUUGCAGCAGUCCGAGGCCAUCAAGCGCAGCGAGCUCGAGGCCGCGCGCAAGCGAGAGCUCGCGCGCAAGAAGCACGAGCAGCAACUCGUGCGCAACGCGCGGGACAAGCUCGCGGACGAGUAUACGAAAAAGAGUGUGGCCGAAAACAUCCUGCGCGAGAUGGAGAGCGAAGAGGCGCGGCUCAUCGAGAAGCUCCGGGACACGCAGGAGCACCAGAAGGAGGCGUUCCUGAACCUCGAGCACGCGAUCCAGCUGACGCUCCAUACUACUAACUAACACUCGCUUCGCACAUGCAAAUUGUUGUGGCAAAUUUAUGUCGAGAGCACUCGAUA